CUCCCCCAGGCUCCCUGAGGCUCCUUCCUCCAGUUCCCUCCUUGGAGCCGGCCCUGAACUUGGGGAUGGAUUACAGGGCUCCCCGCAGGCUCCCCGUGGAUCUGCCCUAUUACCACGGCCCUCUGUCCAAGAAAGACUGUGAGGCCCUGCUGCUGCAGGACGGGAUGGACGGCAACUUCCUGAUAAGGGACAGCGAGUCCAUGCCGGGAGUCCUGUGCCUCUGUGUCUCGUUUAAAAAUUUUGUCUACACAUAUCGAAUCUUCAAAGACGGACGUGGGUUUUACAAUAUACAGACUGUGGAAGGUGCUCCCCAGAUGCUCUUUUCAAACCUAAAGGAAUUGAUCUCCACCUUUGAGAAACCAAAUCAAGGGCUGGUGGUUCAGCUUAGACAUCCAAUAAAGCAAGCCGGCUCCCGCCCGCGUUGGAGAAGGUCACAGAUACAGUUGGAUAGUAUUUACGAGAACAGUAACAGCGACUAUGUGGAGGUCUUGCCUUGAAGACAAGGAGACUGAGCAAAGCAAUUAGACAAGAGAUGGGGUGACAGCUCUCGUCGGCAACCCUACUUCUCCUGCAGGUGUAGAUCUGGAAGACUGAGCUCUAGGGGACAAUUCAGACUCUCCUGGUCUGGGUGACUGAGGACAGUCUGUCUACCAGCCUCAGAGAAAUCGGUCCCCACAUCCCUGCCUCGUAUGCAUACACCAUGAGCAGCUUUGAAACUCCUUCCCUCCUCUCACGCUUCUUGCUUGGAAUAGGACAGCCUGAACCUAUUCUCCUUAACUUACUAGAGAUGACAUGACAUCAUGGUUGACACCCUCCUGCAGACCAGGCACAGCUUCAUACAAAAGAGAGUACACUUGGCCAUGCGUUAGGAGCCUGAGUCCCAGUCCUAUGGCUAUGUGACUUUGGAGAAAACUCUAACCCUGUCUGGGGUCUCCACUUCUUCAUGUGGAAAACAAAUUCAUGUUCCUACCUCUCUGCAGAGCCUGGAUGUGUUGGGUGGAGUGGAGGAGUCCUGGGGUCAUGGAGAUGGACAUGGGAAGGGUUAAGAGCUCUGAGUCCCAGCCUCCCAAACAGCCAACAUGGUCUCUGCUCCUGCCUGUCCUGUCGGUCAUGGAGGGGCACUGACCUCCCAACUGCCCUUCUCCCAUGCCAUUCUAGCUCUUCUCCUUCUCCUAAUCUUGAUUUUCCUGCCAGACAUGUGCACAGAGACACUUUCUCCCUGGUUUUGUCCAGUUUCAUUUGUGCACCAACCACUGGAGCAGCAUGGAUAUAAUUCAGUACCGCAGUGAUAUCUGUGGGGAUUUAAAAGAUAUUCUCCUUUGUGUGGUUCCUGUUCCCAACUAGUUUUAAGUGCCAACAAAACCCAGUGGGGCCUCCCUUGUAUUCCCCAGCAUGGAAACUUGUGCUGUGUAGAGCUGUGCCCAUUUACAGGAUUUUGACUGAAAACACAGUCCCAAAGGACUUGUUGAAUUUGUUCUAAGUCCUUUGCAUUUUUCUUCGAGUUAAAAAUUUUAAUGAAGAGCUGAUUAAUGUGGAACGUUCCAGAUUCUAUGCCCAUUCUUUGACCCAUCUUCAAACUAUAGUGAUUCAUUUUACCCUACUGGACUUAUCUCCCAAAGUUAUUAAAGAGAGGAACUCUAGAUUUCCAGACAACAUGAACAGACAUUGUGGUUGGCGUCCCAAAGUGGGAGCCAUUUUGAGUCUUGGGCCACAGAAAUCCAUAGCUGCUACCAAGCAGGAAGAAGUGAAAUGCAGCCACCAUAUUCAGAGAGCCCAAGGGAGGCAAAUCCUUCCAGUUGUUUCAGUAAGGGAGACUGGAAGCAAGCUUGCUCCCCAGGGUUGGAUCCCCGGUCUUUGAUUCUAUAUCCGUGGUACAAAGAAGCAUGUUCCAGUCUCCUGAGUCCACAGGAACCUUUGGGACAGGAAAUAUAUUCAGUGCCAAUGAAAAUAUAUUUAUUUCUUGGACAGAUGAUCGAAUAAAUCAAUAUAUAUAAUGUAGGCUCUCAUUCAGGAUAACAGAGAUCUAUAUGAGCUUUAAAUAUUCCAGUAGAACAAGACUCUUAGUUCAAGACCUUUCAGUCAUAACCCUGACAAAAGUGGUUUCCUUUUUCUGAGCUCCCAUGAUAGUGCCUUACGAGAUGCCUGGUCCCCAGCGGGACUUCAGCACACUUCUCAGACGAACAAGGCACAUUCAGUAGCUGAUGUUGAUGUCAUGCGGUAAAUCACUGAGACUUUUUAGGAGACCCUGAACAGGUUGCAGGAAGAAGAGCUGAAAAAUCUGGGCACGUGGGACUGGAAGAGGGAAGAUGUAACAAACCACAACAGCAGGUGUGUUGAGCAUCUGGGGCGCUCUUCUGUGACAGAAGGUACGGCACCAGGCGGCAGAACUCACACUAGUGGCUGGGUGUUUAGGGGAGGGUGAUGUUGGCCAUGCAUCAGAAGGAACUCUGAGCCCACGAGAGCCUUCUUCCUAUGAAUAGCCUACCCUGUGUUGUAGUCUAGUGGAGGGUGAUCUUUUCCAAGAAUACGCGAGAGAUGCAGAAAUCAGACUGCCUGCCUGCUAAGGUACCUUCCAAUUUAGGGACCACUGGAUCCUACCGCCAUCUUUCCACAAUUGCGGUGGGAAUGUCUCCCCUGUCUUUCUUUUGGACUCAAGUAUGGAGAAUUGAGUUAGUCACUUUCCUUAGUUUUUAACUCAUUAUCACCAUCAAUCCAUACAAGACCUUUCUUCUGUUUUGUUUCAUCUUUAUUCACUUUGUCCCUAAUUCUCCUUCCAGUGCUCACACCCUCCCCCCUAGGAAGCAGCUCAAUAGUGUUUGAUAUAUGCCCUUGACAUGUAUGUAUACCCUCAUAGAAUGUACAGCAUUGGUUGUAAAUAUGUAUCUUCUUUACAUGCACAAUAUUCUCUUGUUCCCUUUGUGUUACUAGUUUUUUCACUCAAUACCAUGUUUGGCCCUCAUCUGUAUUGUUGAGUGUAACCGAGUAUCUUAAAGGAUGCAUGGUAGUCCAUAGUAUCCUUUCCUGAUGAGAUAAAUACUGGGGUUGGUUCCAGAAACAAUACUAUGAGGAGCAAAUGUGAAUGAGUCUCCCUACAGAAAUAUAAGAGAAUUUCUCUGAGCCAUCUGGUCAUACAGUGUGUUCAUGGUUAAUUAUGCCGUCACCAAACCCACCAAGUGCUUUUUGACUCUUGUUUAAGAAACCCUUCCCCACUCCAAGAUCCUGAAGAAAAAAAAAAAGUUUACAUUUCCUUUUACUGGCUUUUAUACAUUUACCCUCUGCAGUUAAGGUUUUAGUGAUGGCAAGGGCUUCUGUAUUUUUUUCACGGACACAUUCCCAGGAAUGAGAAAAGCCCUUCACACAUAGUGGUGUUCCAUAAAUGCUUCUUGAAUGAGGGUUGAAUCAGGGCCAACCGUUGUGUAUGGUAAGAGGUAUUUCCAACUUUGUAUUUUUCCAUACAUAUUAAAGUCGUUUUCCCACUUCACCCCUGCUUCAUAAAUAAUUUCUCCCUCUGGUUUAUGGUUCCUCCUUUGUAACACAAGGGUUUGAAUCCUUUGACUUUACAGCAUCUUAUUGUCUUGGAGGACAGGUGCCCUCUCUCAUUUUUCAAACCGAGUUAUUUGUGGACCUUGGUUCCUCCAUAUA
Molecule: messenger RNA, 3642 nt
Organism: Neogale vison (American mink)
Lineage: Eukaryota; Metazoa; Chordata; Mammalia; Carnivora; Mustelidae
Gene: SH2D1B
Product: SH2 domain containing 1B
Exons: 4
Coding region: 66-497 (143 amino acids)
Source: RefSeq, a predicted model, not a curated record